Menidia menidia (Atlantic silverside) is the source of this 1607-nucleotide messenger RNA. NCBI's taxonomy places the organism in Eukaryota, Metazoa, Chordata, Actinopteri, Atheriniformes, Atherinopsidae. The record is from the annotation of a GenBank genome assembly.
AAAAUGAAUGACGCAACUGGACGCUCACCAGGAUCAUUCUGCGCGUGAGGUGAACGUGCACAGUCCCCGCCGCACGCUCAUCGCCAGCAGCCGGAUCUCUGUGCCCUUCUGCCUGUCCAAGUCCAAGCAGCCAUCAUGUCUAAAGGAACGUGGCGGACUCGACACGUCCUGCAUUCUGGUGUGGCUCAAGGAACAGGGCUACGACGUCAUCACGUACUUGGCCAACAUUGGACAAGAUGAAGAUUUUCAAGCUGCCCAGAAAAAGGCGGAAAGCCUUGGCGCAAAGAAGGCUAAUGCGGUGUAUGAAGACCGCUACCUGCUGGGCACCGCCAUUGCCAGGCCCUGCAUCGCCCGCCGGCAGGUGGAGAUUGCCCGCAGGGAGGGCGCCCAGUUUGUCUCCCAUGGAGCGACCGGGAAGGGGAAUGACCAGAUCCGCUUUGAGCUCACAUGCUACGCCCUGUACCCAGAGGUCAAGAUUAUCGCACCGUGGAGGAUUCCUGAGUUUUACAACCGUUUCAAGGGGAGGAAGGACCUGAUGGAGUAUGCUCAGAAACACGGCAUUCCAGUGCCCGUCACCCCCCGAGCACCCUGGAGCAUGGAUGCAAACCUUAUGCAUAUAAGCUAUGAGUCUGGCAUCCUGGAGAAUCCCAAGAGUCAUGCUCCUGCUGACCUGUAUCUGAUGACCAAAAACCCAGAAGAUUCUCCCAGUACCCCAGAUGUGCUGGAGAUAGAGUUCAAAAAUGGGGUGCCAAUGAAAGUGAUCAACGAGAAGGAAGGAAAAACCAAACAGACGCCACUGGAAAUUUUCUCCUACCUGAACGAGAUCGGUGGAAAGCACGGAGUGGGUCGGAUUGACAUUGUGGAGAACCGUUUUAUCGGCAUGAAGUCACGAGGGAUAUAUGAAACUCCUGGAGGCACAGUCCUGCUGGAGGCCCAUUUGGACAUUGAAACAUUUACCAUGGACAAAGAGGUGCGGAGGAUCAAACAGGGACUUGGCAUCAAAUUCUCUGAACUUAUCUACAAUGGUUUCUGGUACAGUCCAGAAUGUGAUUUUGUGCGUCACUGCAUUGCCAAGUCGCAGGAGAAUGUGGAAGGCAAAGUACAGCUGUCUGUCUUCAAGGGGCAGGUCUACAUCCUGGGGCGAGAGUCUCCGAAAUCUCUGUAUAACGAGGAGCUGGUCAGCAUGGAUGUGCAGGGAGACUACGACCCAUGUGACGCUUCUGGAUUUAUCAGGAUUAACGCUGUCAGGUUAAGGGAACAUAACCGUUUGCAGGGCUUCUCCGACACCAAGCACUAGUUGUUGCUAUGGAGUGAAUCACCUUUUCCUUCCUCGUCUCUCCACCUUCUCGUAAAUACGAAUAGGUUUCAACUCUGUGCCUUCCUAGUGUACCAUUUGUCUGUAUCGUCUACUGUAAGAUGGCAUCAGAUUAUAUAAAGAACUAGCACACCAGGCUCAGACUUAAAAUCUGGGACAGGGAAAUUUCUUGAAUUAGGUCUACAGAUACAGUGUGAACCCUUACUAAAAAUGUGUUUCCUUGUGAUUUAUCUUACACUUUCAUUCUUGGUAUAAGUAGCUUGAUACUGAAAAUAAAAGAAGUUAAUUGUGA